Jaminaea rosea is the source of this 1017-nucleotide messenger RNA. RefSeq lists its product as hypothetical. The transcript has 2 exons. NCBI's taxonomy places the organism in Eukaryota, Fungi, Basidiomycota, Exobasidiomycetes, Microstromatales. The coding region runs from base 123 to 752 and encodes 209 amino acids. The record is from RefSeq and is a predicted model, not a curated record.
UGCAUUCUACAUCAGAGGCUAUAAGAGGUCCAUCUUUCCACCAACUUUUCCUUCUUCCCACAUCAGCCCAUCAUAGCACACUCGACUUGCUCCACCUCUCACACCUCAAGCUUCCUCUCAGCAUGUCUCUUCUCAACAAGGUUCCCUUCCUCGCCGUGCUCGGCCUGCUUCUAGCCCUCGCGCCCUACCUCGCAUCCUCAGCACCAGCACCCGUCACUUCCCCUGCGAACAAGGCGGUCGGCUCGCUCAAGUGCAGCUUGGCGGCCUCGGGCACCCUCAAGCUCGUACCCGCCCGUGCCGGUAGCAACAGUACCGCACUGGGCCUCUCGAACGCCGGAACAAGUGACGUUCGUCUGCUCAACCGCUUCAACAACAAGGAGGCACACGCAUCCGUCGAGUUCUUGCAAUGCAGCGACAGCUCCUUCUUGGGCUACAAGAGCACGGACAAGAAGAAGUACGGUCACAUUCAGGUCAAGGCCAAUGGGGAGUGUCUGGUCGGUCAGGACGGAGACAACGCCUCGAGUACCUUCCUCACGCACCCUGGAAGGCGUUGCUCCCUCAGUGACGACUCCGGCCAGCUCUUCCAGACCUGGUCUUUCGAGCGUGGCGCACACGGCAGUCCAGUCAUCAAGUACGUGCGCCACCGCAAGGGGGACUCUUUUGCUGGUAACCAGUUCAGCUACAGCUUUACACCUCAUGGCUCCGUGAUUGGACAGCAGAGGGGAAACGAUGGUAGCCAUCUGAGCUUCUAGAGAGGCUAUGUUGGCGACGAAGCUUUGUGCUGUACUCUAUGGCCGUCGCGUUCUCCUCAGACACCAUGAAAUGGACUCUACUGCGCUGUCUCAAAUUCAAUCCCACGAUCAUCAUCCCAUCCAAUCAAUCGCCAACUUUUAUCAUUGGAGAGUGAAAAAAGGGAAAGCCGAAAGCAGAUCAGGGGGCCGCGACCUCGCGAGGUCGAAGAAGAAGAGUGAAGUGUUACCCUUCAUGCUCCCUCACCCUCGACGUCCCCAGACGGUA